Molecule: messenger RNA, 681 nt
Organism: Penicilliopsis zonata CBS 506.65
Lineage: Eukaryota; Fungi; Ascomycota; Eurotiomycetes; Eurotiales; Aspergillaceae
Exons: 1
Coding region: 1-681 (226 amino acids)
Source: RefSeq, a predicted model, not a curated record
AUGGCUCUAUACCACCGUCUCUCCGAGGACGAGGAGGACUGCAAGACCCUCAUUGACAGCCCCGACCAGCCACUCGCUCGACCUGCCGCCCUGCAACGGUUUCCUCUCGUGGUCAGCGCAGGGAUCGGCGCUCUCCUCGCCUCCCUUGUCUGGACGGUAUUUCUCGGUCUUGGUCGGCUUCAGGCCGCCGCCCCCGCUCCAUCCCCCCUCUUGGGGUGCGGCAACAGCUCUGUCGAGGCUCGCGAAUUAGGCUGCCGCUUCCAGACCUGGAGUUACAGUUGGGAGCCUCCCGCGUGUUUCGACGAGGCGCUGGAGAGCGACUUCCUCCGCGUGCGCGAGCAAGACCAGCUGCCCUAUUACCUGGACCGGGAAGGGCAGCAGCCGGUGGACUGGGAGGUGGUCGCGCGGGGGGAUCUCACGGGGGUGACGGAACAAGGCUUCCUGUGGACAGUCUGGCGAGGGCAUUUCUGGCACUGCACGUUCCUCCUGCGCAAGUUCUUCCGUGGUCAAGCGGGCGUUUCUCGCGAGGAUCUAGACGCGGAACAUCUCCAUCAUUGCCAGCACUGGAUGGCGGAUCCCUUCCGACAUGCCUGGGAUGAGAUUAUUAUCAAGGUGCCCUUGACAUAUGAUGGGAGGUGUGAUGUGAACAUUCCUAGAUUAGAGCCUAUAUAUGAUAAUUAG